Molecule: messenger RNA, 312 nt
Organism: Psilocybe cubensis
Lineage: Eukaryota; Fungi; Basidiomycota; Agaricomycetes; Agaricales; Agrocybaceae
Exons: 1
Coding region: 1-312 (103 amino acids)
Source: RefSeq, a predicted model, not a curated record
AUGCGGAAGUCGUUGGCGCCUGUCGUGCAGUCACAUAUGGCUGCUAGGCUUGGAUGGCCGGUGGUUGCUUAUCGCGCUAGCAAGGCCGCCGUCAACGCAUACACGAUUGCGCUGUCUCAAGAGCUCCAGUCUGAGGGAUUCAGGGUAAACACAACAGCCCCAGGCUUAGUGUCAACUAAGAUAAAUGACUUUUCAGAGGAGGGUAAGUCUCUGAAGGAAGGUGCGCUCUCUUUGCAGCGCUUUACACUGCUGGAUAAGGAUGGUCCGACUGGAAAAUUUCUCGACUGGGAGGAGAAAGAGAUGCCUUGGUAG